Molecule: messenger RNA, 351 nt
Organism: Paramecium primaurelia
Lineage: Eukaryota; Ciliophora; Oligohymenophorea; Peniculida; Parameciidae
Source: the annotation of a GenBank genome assembly
AUUUAAUAUUUAUUUUAGGUAAAGAUUUAGAAUAAAGAGAAUGAGUAAUAAUUAAUCAAUAACAGUGAUCAUAACAUAUGCAUAGAAAAACAAGGUUUAUAAUAUAGAAAUAGAUCCUUCAACUAAGGUCUAAGAAUUAAUUAAUGAAUUUUACGAAAUGCUCCACCCAUCUGGACAAGAAAAGAUAGUAUUAAGGUAUUAAGGAACUCAAUUAAACCCAAACCGAACAUUUGAAGAAUAAGGAGUUAGAAAAGGAACUUAAAUUGAUUUGCUGGUUGAAACCCAAGGUGGUCUCUGAUUUAUCAAUUAAACAAUGAUUAUUGUAUUGUUAAUUAAUAUUAUAAUGCCAAG